Messenger RNA from Blepharisma stoltei, 213 nucleotides. The record is from the annotation of a GenBank genome assembly. Lineage: Eukaryota; Ciliophora; Heterotrichea; Heterotrichida; Blepharismidae.
AUGAAUAAAACUUAUAAUUUUAUAAAUGGAUCAAACUGUUGAACAUCUGAAGAAUUGACUUAUUUCUGUUGGAGUACCACAAGACAAAGCUGCUGAAGUUGCAGAGAAAUUCAAGCAAAAUAUAUUUGCCGAAGUCGAGCAUUUAUCAUUGGAUGAUUUAGAUUCUUUAGCGAAACAAAUGCAAGCGAGAUACCCAGUAUAACUUCAUCAUAA